Molecule: messenger RNA, 943 nt
Organism: Linum trigynum
Lineage: Eukaryota; Viridiplantae; Streptophyta; Magnoliopsida; Malpighiales; Linaceae
Source: the annotation of a GenBank genome assembly
CAUCCCGGAUCACUUGUAAUACAAAGUAUAAUCGGGGAUUCAUGUAAAUUUUUGAUGAGAAUAUAAGCAAAAAUUCGACAAUGAAGAAUUUUUCUUGUGCUGCUUCUUUUCAGGAAAGUUGACAUGAGAUAAAAAAUUAGCAAGCAUGGAAUAAAAAAAAUUGUUUUUUUGUUUAACGCCCCCCUUGGUGAGUCCGAGGCUGCCGUCAGUGUCGGCACCGUCGGGUCUUCCCAGGCAAUCAUGCUCGCCGGCCUUGCCUUCAAGCGCAGGUGGCAAAACAAGCGCAGGGCACUUGGCCUCCCCCGUGACAAGCCCAACACGGCGCCAAUGUUUAGGUACCCCAACCUUUAUUGAUACGUCUAAUUAGAAACUUGUCAAUUCUAAUUUGUAAGUUGAGUGAUUUUCGGUUGACUUAAUUGUUCACUAUGUUUCCCCAAUUGCAGGUGUGCUGGGAGAAAUUAGCGAGGUACUUCUAGGUGGAGCUGAAGGAAGUGAAGCUGACAGAAGGUUACUAAGUGCUGGACCCGGAGAAGGCGGUGGAGAUGGUGGACGAGAACACCAUCUGCGCCGCCGCUAACCUCGGGUCGAUGCUCAACGGCGAGUUCGAGGACGUGAAGAAGCUGAACGACCUGCUGACAGAGAAAAAUAGAGUGACCGGGUGGGACACGCCGAUCCACGUCGACGCGGCCAGCAGCGGGUUCAUCACCCCGUUCAUGUGGCCGGAGCUGAAUGGGACUAUUGCCUCCUACUCGUGAAAUCAAGUCAGCAGCCACAAGCACGACCUCGUCUACGCUGGUGUCGGGUGGGCGUUGGAGGAGAGGCGAGGGAGGUUGCCGGCAAUGAAGGGGAAGGAGGAUGGAUUAGGGUUUCAGGGAAGAAGGGGUUUUGGGAAAUGGUUUUCCCAAUUGAGGUGGAAGGGAGGGGAUAAAUUGAUUUUUUCCAU